Molecule: messenger RNA, 1530 nt
Organism: Rotaria sordida
Lineage: Eukaryota; Metazoa; Rotifera; Eurotatoria; Philodinida; Philodinidae
Source: the annotation of a GenBank genome assembly
AUGAAUGAAUUGCGACAAAUAAAUAAUUAUGUCGUUUUUCAAACUGAUCUAGAAGCUUGCAUUGAUUAUAUUAAAUCAAUUACAAAUGAAAAAAUAUUUCUCGUUACAUCUGGAAGAGAUGCUAAAAGUAUUUUAAAAGAAGUCCAUGAAUUAGCACAAAUUGAUUCAAUGUUUAUUUUCUGUUUUAAAUCUGAAAAUCAACAUAAAGAAAAAACCACAAGAGAUUUAUCGAAAGAAUCAGCUGAAUUUCUAUGGUUUCAAAUGUUUAAAGAUGUCAUUUUGAGAUUACCAAGAGGUAAUCAUGCAAAACAACAAAUGAUUGAAUUUUGCCAGCAUUAUUAUCGUGGAAAUGAAAAAGAAUUAAAAUUCAUUCGUGAAUUUAAACAUGACUAUAAAUCGAAUAUGGCUAUUAGAUGGUAUACAAAAGAGACAUUUCUCUAUAAAUCAGUAAACAAAGCAUUGAGAACUGAAGACAUUGAACAAUUACAUAUAUUUCGAUUUUUUGUUGCUGAUUUAUCAUUGAAUCUUGCUGCUGAAUAUGAAAAAUUGAAAAAGAAAGGUGAAAAAAUCAUUAUGCUUUAUCGUGGACUAAAAAUGGAACAUGAAGAACUUGAAACUUUAAAGCAAAAUGAAGGUAAUUUAAUUUCAACAAACGGUUUCCUAUCAACAAGUCGUUCAAAAGAGAAAGCACUUAAGUUUGCUACAAAGCCGACCAAAUGUACAGACAGUGUUCCAGUUCUAUAUGAAAUUCAAUGCAAUAUAGAAGAAACAGAUUCAAUUAUUUUUGCUGAUAUUGCAGAAUUUAGCGCCUAUCCACACGAAUUAGAAGUUUUAUUUGAUCUUGGAUCAACAUUUGAAAUAGUUUCCAUUAAGAAAGAUAUAGAAUUAAGUCUAUGGUUAAUUAAAUUAAACGCUAGUGAUAAAGGAUCAAAAGUAGCUAAAGAACAUAUUGAGCUAAAUAGAAAGGAUGAAGAAGAAACUAGUUUAGAACUUAUAUUUGGCAGAUUACUAAUUGAUAUGGGGCAAUAUGAUCAAUCAUUAAAAUAUUUUCAAAGUUUGAUGUUAAAUGAUUAUACACAAAAAGAUGAUAUCGCGAAAAUUAAUAAUUUAAUUGGAUCGGCUUACUAUAAUAAAGGUGAUCUUGACAAGGCACUUGAAUACUAUGAACUGGCUUAUAAUUUAAUGAUGAACGAUAAACCAGUACGAAUAAAAGAUUCAGCAAGACCAUUAACAAAUAUAGGUCUUAUUUAUCAUCGAAAAGGUCAAUAUGAUCGUGCACUUGAAUUAUAUCUGAAAUCUAUAAAAAUAUUUGAAACAUAUUAUGGAAAAGAACAUAUAAAAACAACAAAAACACUUACGAAUAUCGGUAAUAUAUAUACAGAAACUCGAGAGUAUAAUCGUGCAUUACAAUAUUAUGAAAAUGUGCUAAAAAUUCAAAAGGAAUCGUUACCAUCUAAUCAUAUGGAAACUGCUAUGACAUUGAACAAUAUUGCAGUUUCUGAAAUAACACAUUUAAUGGAUUUUUCGUGA